Messenger RNA from Zea mays, 1653 nucleotides. RefSeq lists its product as uncharacterized. Gene Ontology annotation, molecular function: ATP binding; metalloendopeptidase activity; ATP-dependent peptidase activity. NCBI's taxonomy places the organism in Eukaryota, Viridiplantae, Streptophyta, Magnoliopsida, Poales, Poaceae. The record is from RefSeq and is marked predicted. Gene Ontology annotation, biological process: proteolysis. The transcript is spliced from 7 exons. The coding region runs from base 27 to 1193 and encodes 388 amino acids.
CUUGCUCACCUCCGCGACCCGCACCAAUGGCGACGCCCACGGCCCCAUCCCACUUACCCCUCGCCACCGCCUCCGCGUCCACCUCCUUCCCCGACCGCUUCCUCCGCACGCCGUGCGCGCUGCGGCCCCGCUCUUGGCCCCGCCUGCGGGCGGGCUCCGUCAAGGAGUGGCGCGAGUUCGAGGACGACGCGGGCGCCGUCAAGGAGUGGCGGGAGUUCGAGGACGCCGUCAGGAGGAAGGACCUCCCCCGCGCGCUCCAAUUCCUGCAGUCCGUGGAGCCCGCGGCGGUGCAGGUCGCGGUCCCCGUGCCGCCGGGGCGGGACUGGGAGGUGCUCGACGCCUGCGUCGACGCCGACGACAUGCGCCUCGUCGGCCGGGCGUACCAGUUCCUCGUCGACCGCGGGGUCCUCGCCAGCUUCGGCAAGUGCAAGAACAUCGUUCUGGAAUGGCCAAGAGAAGUGACACCAACGGUUUUGAAGGAGAUGACCGGUUUGGAAGCUGAAAAACUUGCGCCGAAGAAAUGGGGUCUGUCGGGAAGUUCACCGUAUGUUCUCAUUGGAUUUCUUGGAGGCGUAUCCUUUCUACUAACACAAGGGGUCGAUCUACGGCCUAAACUGAGUGCUGUAUUGGGAUUAGCAGCAGCCGAUGCAAUGUUGCUCGGUGGUACUUGUCUUGCUCAAAUCUCAUGUUUCUGGCCUCCGUAUAAACGUCGGAUCCUUGUACACGAAGCAGGCCAUCUUCUUACUGCUUAUCUAAUGGGCUGCCCGAUACGAGGAGUCAUUUUGGAUCCAUUUGUGGCAUUGCGAAUGGGCAUCCAGGGCCAGGCAGGGACUCAAUUCUGGGAUGAAAAGAUGGAAAAAGAACUAGCUGAGGGCCAUCUAUCAAGCACAGCGUUUGACAGGUACUGCAUGAUUAUGUUCGCCGGAAUUGCUGCUGAGGCACUUGUUUACGGGGAGGCAGAAGGUGGAGAAAACGACGAGAACUUAUUCAGGAGUCUGUGCAUUCUACUGAACCCACCCCCUGCUGUUGCACAGAUGGCGAACCGAGCUCGAUGGUCCGUCAUGCAGUCUUACAACCUCCUGAAGUGGCACAAGAAAGCUCAUAGAGCCGCAGUCAAGGCGCUGGAAGACGGGCACAGUCUCAGCGUUGUGAUCAGAAGGAUAGAAGAAGCCAUCGCUUCUGACAGCAAAUAAAUAUGACCGUUGAUCCUUUACAUGUGUUCUUGUCAACCAAGCUUUGUUGGCAGCUUCCACAGGACGCGGAAGAAGGAGAACUUUCUUAAUUCGCGCGAAGGGUUAGUGUGUGUUGGAACAUGAGUGGCGCUUUUCAAAGAAAGAAAGGCAGAAGAUCCUUGGAGCUGGAGGGAAUAGCGGAGACCACGACCAGGGCGUCUGAUGGACGGACUAGAUCGAGUGAUACAUCCGUUGGAGAUUUUAAGGAAGUCAAAAGGCCGUUGUGAACUUGUGAUUAGUGUCGAUGCCAGAUAUGGCAGAUGUGCAUAGGGAGAUAUGACUAUAUGAUGUCUUGAUGAGUAUGCAGACAUGAGCUAUUUUGCAAUGGAUGGAUAAGUACCGUUGGUACUUGAGGUACUUUUAUUGUUUAUUAUUUAUUUAUUUGCAAUCAGUUUGGUAAUUAAGAAAGGUCGGGUUGCCU